This is a messenger RNA of Hirsutella rhossiliensis, 1149 nucleotides long. Its product is annotated as tc5 transposase DNA-binding domain-containing protein. The record is from RefSeq and is a predicted model, not a curated record. Bases 1 to 1149 code for a protein of 382 amino acids. Gene Ontology annotation, molecular function: DNA binding. Gene Ontology annotation, cellular component: nucleus. NCBI's taxonomy places the organism in Eukaryota, Fungi, Ascomycota, Sordariomycetes, Hypocreales, Ophiocordycipitaceae. The transcript has a single exon.
AUGGCCGAAGUCCUGACCGACCCAGCGCUCGUCGCCGUCGCGGCCUCGGACCUUGCCCAGGAUGCGCAACACGUCGCCCUGCCGGCCUCGUCCAAGGAGCGCCACUCUCUGACGCUCGAUCAACGCCGUGCCCUGCGCCGCUGGGCCAAUAGCCAGGCCGUCAGGCCCUCGCACAAGGCAUGCAUCGAGUGGUUCUACUCGCAGUACGGCCAGCAGAUUAGCCAGUCCACCGUCUCCCACUCCCUCUCCCCCAAGUACUCGCGCCUCGACGGUGACAACCCCCAGCUCUCGGGCUCGCGCCUGCGCUUCGGCAACUGGCCUGACGUCGAGAAGCUCGUCCUUCUCUGGUUCCAGCAGGUCCAGGCCUCGGGUCGCCAGCCCACCAACGAGGAGCUGGGCGAAAAGGCGAAGUCAAUCUUCAACCAGCUGCCCCGCUACAAGGACGAAACCCCCCCCGAGUUCUCCCCUGGAUGGAUCCACCGGUUUAAGAAGAGAUAUGGUCUGCUUGUUCGCCGGCAGCGGAGACACGGAGACGGCGCCAUAAAUCCCGCCGAGGACAUCGAGUACCUGGCCGACUGCGUCCCGCGCGUCAUGGCCAUCGCCUCCGACACGAGCCCAGCUGCCAUCCGGGAGCAGGUGCUGCGCGUCGUCGGCGUCGAGGCCAGCCUCAACACAUGCGCCCUCGUGCGAGACGAGGUCAUUCGCCGCAUCACCGCCGCCCACUGCCCGCCCAUGUCACACAUACCGCCCCCUGAUCCGCCGACUCCUCCGCCCCCGCCCGAGCAGCCCAUGUACGCUGACGAUGACGCCGAGGUCGUCCUUCAAAAUGCACUGCGCCAGCUCCAACAGGAAGAGCAGGCCGCAGAGGAGCAGGCCGCCGCCGUGCGAGAGGAGCGGGAGCGCCAAGAGAGGGCAGGUAUGCAGGCUACGGGCAUCAUGACGACCCCCGGUGGACGCGACUCUGCCGACCCGCGCUACGGAACCCCGACACAGGAGCUCGCGCCAGAGCUCACGCUCACGCCAAUACACUCCGACGGGCCCGUGUCCUCGCACGAUCGGCCGCUGCGAUGCCCAUUCUGCGUCAACCAACGAAUGCUUCGCACCAUCAAGGAGGCCGUGGAGCACAUGUCGACUCACGUCGUGGUAUAA